AUGAAGCUGACUGUGAGCUACGGGCUGAUACCGCCGAAUGAAGGGUGUGGUGUCAACUCGCACAUCCUGCCGAUAACGAAGGUGAUGCACCCUGUGUUCAACGACAAGCCAUACUUCCUGACGUGUGGGCGGGACGGGUCUGUGGUGCUGCACCGGGGCCCGCGGUAUGAGCAGCACGAGGGGAUGCGGAUGCAGGUGCACAGCGACUGGGUGAGCGAUAUCAUUGAGGUCGGCAAGAACCGGUUCGUGACGGUGAGCCACGACUUCUCGAUCGUGCUGCUGGUGCUGAACGAUGACUUGGACUCCUGGCAGAUGCAGAUCGUGGGCGACCACGACGACUAUAUCAAGUGUGUGGUGCCCUUGCACCACGAGCAAGAGAAGGCGCAUUUGCUGAUGCUGAACUUGGACAUGCAGGCGACCAGGCAGCUGAGCAUGUCCGAUGACGAGGACCAGGACGAGGCUCUUUUAAAGCAGAACCAGGACCAGACCCAGGAACAGGAUCAGGAGCAGAAGCAAAAGCUAGAACAGGAACAGGCCCAGGAACAAGAACAAGGGCGCGACAAGAGUGGUGCUGGCGAGCAAGACAGCGUAGCUAGCUUCUUCCAUUUCGCAACGGGGUCCCUGGACAAAACGAUUAAGAUAUGGCAAUUGGACAAUCUGUCGAACACGGCAACAUUGCUGCACACGUUCGAUAACUCCCAGGAUGACGAUAUGGGGUCUAUAUACGCGAUGGCCGCCUUGAACAGAAACGAUAUAUCGCACUUAUUUGACGGCGAUCAGCUCAAGGAGAAAGUGCUGGACGGUACUGGAUUCACAGAGAACGAGGUCUCCGACACUGACUCAAACUCCGAUCAUUCGAUGGACCUGGACAUGCCCUUUGACCUAGUUGUCGGUGAUUGUAACGGUAACCUGAUCUUCUACUCUAGCGAGCAUUACCAGGAAUACACCAGGUUAAAGAACGCACACAUGUCCAACAUCAAAGUGCUGAAAGUCAUAGAUAACUCCAGUAAGCUAAUCAGUACUUGCUCCGAUGGUGUUAUACAACUGUGGGAUCUGGACGCCACCGCUAAGUCAGAAGAUAACGUCCCAGUGAAUAUUGGCUGCUGGAAAUGGAAUGCCACAAUCUGGUGUAUUACUGGGACUUCACACGACGAGCUCUAUUUUGGUGACUCAAAGGGAAAGAUUGUGAAACUGGAUUUGACUAAUUAUAACGACAGUUCCAAGGACAUAACCAUGGAUGUGAUAUUUGACAAGGAACAUCACAAAGCCGAACUUUCAGAGAAUGAUAUCAAGGUACAGUCAAGUAAAAGACAAAAGGGUAUUUUGGACUUGAUCUGCCUACCUAGUAAAUGCUUGUUUUUCUCGUUUUGCACUGACUCUAAUAUGAAUAUAUACAAUAUGAUCACUGAAGAGUUGAAAGUCAAGAAAGGUGGUUUUGCAUUGACAAGGAGCUCCUUAUUGACAAAUAGAAGACACGUAAUAACAGAAAAUACCAAAAAUGAAAUACAGAGAUGGGAUAUAUUGAAUUGUACUUUACUGGAUACAUUCACACCCGAGGAAGGGACUUUUGAUGAGGUAGUUAUGAAAUAUACCUCUAAAGAAAUCCUAUCUCACUGGUGUACAGUCUCCGUUAAAGUAGGUAUGCUUUUUGUUAAGAUAAACGACAGAUUUACUAAUACAGAGAUUUAUGGCUCAGCUCUGGAAAAUUACGAACUAAUGAACAAAAUCUCACUCAACCAGGACGAAAGAUAUAACCUAGGUAAAAUUGUUGUAAAUUCUCUAUUCUUUGAAUUUAUUUCAUAUGAACUGGAUAAGGACAAGAUAUGGCGGAAAAAGCUUGUCUCUCGAAAAAAGGAACACCCUAGCGUUAAGGAAGCAGGCAGCAAUUCAGAAAGCCAGGUACCUCCUGUUGAAAAAUCCAGAGACAAAUGGAAAAAAUCCGCUUUUAAUAAAUUCUUAGGUUCAUCAAGUAAUAGUAACAGCAAUAAUGGUGAACCGCUAGAUUUGGUCACCGAAAAUGAGAAUUCAGAGAGCGAGGCCUAUGACACUCCCCCUUUAUCUCCAUCCCAAGGAUUGAAUGAUAAGACGCUUGAUGAAGUGAUACAACCUACUGCGCAUAAGAAUUUUGGAGGUCGCACAUUGAGCUCAGGAUCACUUUUAGGUAGGAAAUUUAAAUCUUUCAGAUCUGGCUCUACAAAAAACAAUAGUAACACAAAUAAUCUAAGCGAAUCUUGUGCAGAGACUCCUAUUGAAAAUGGAGAAAGAGAUCAAUCGCUGGUCCCAAGCCAUAACGUAUCGGGAACAACCACAAAAGAUGGAACCCCUGACCUUAUAAACUGGAACCAUCCUUUUAAAGGGGAUAGUUCAAAACAAAAUGCACCUUCACAUAGCAACAUUGCGGCAAGACUACAAGCCACUGAAAGCUCAAGGUCCAAUUCUGUCGCAGCGGCUGACUCUUUCAUUGGAACUCCGCUAUCAUUGUCUUCUAGGGAGGAGUUCAUGUCUGAUCUAAUGGACGAAAUUCAUGAGUCCUACCAAAAAACACACAACGCCAAUACUUCAUCUAUAAAGCUCCUGGCCAGAAAACCUCCUGAUUCCAAAAUUCGCAGAGACUUAUCUUGUCCUAUCGUUAAGAUAGAGCGGGGUUGUCUACUACUUGUACAUAAUUGGAAAGAAGGUGCAUGUGGUGGACGUGUAGUAUUUUCCACAUACAUACCAAUUCCUAGAUCUGAAGAAGAGCAAGAAGAAGGUCUAAAGAAAAUUCAAACAGAGGAGGAAGAUGAUAAUGCUGCAAUUGACGAGGAUAAAUUGAAAAAGUAUGAUUAUGUUGACAACGAUGAUGGUAAUGUCUUGAGCAGGAGAGAAUUAUUUGAACUUUUGGAGACCAACCUACCAUACUGGUUAGCCAAAAUCUUGCUAACAGAGUCAAAGAAGACCGAAGGUCAACCGAAGUUAAGUUUUACAAUCAUUCCAUGGACCCCGGGUCAACUAAAUUCCAACAAUGAAACCCUUGAGACCGAUGACGAUGGAAAUACGCAGAGUCAGACUGAGAGCAGCACCCAGUCACACUCAAUGCAUAACAUGUUGAAGUUUGGUAAGUCAAAAUCCAACGACCAUGCCUUAACCGCUACGGAUCUGCCUAAAAUAUCAGAAUUAAACAUGAAAUUAAUGGCACCCGGAAUGAUCAAAGUGAAAAAGAUUAAACUAUACGUGGUGGAUAGGUUUGAAUCAAAGACUCCCGAGAUGAAGGCCAAACAAAAUCCAAACGAUUGGCUGGAAUUGCUCUGCAAGGGCCAAGUGCUAGAUAAUGACAUGACACUAAGCACUGUAAGAAGCUUGUUCUGGAAAUCUCAAGGUGAUAUCGUUCUGCAAUAUCGCCGAAAACUAUGA
Messenger RNA from Nakaseomyces glabratus, 3390 nucleotides. RefSeq names its product Duf1p (gene DUF1). Gene Ontology annotation, molecular function: protein binding. Lineage: Eukaryota; Fungi; Ascomycota; Saccharomycetes; Saccharomycetales; Saccharomycetaceae. The record is from RefSeq and is a predicted model, not a curated record.